CGAAGAGUCCGGCGUGUCAUUCUGUGGAAUCCGCCACCUGAAACACACACACACACACACACAUAAACUCUCUCUCUCUUUCACACACACACACACACGAGUCUCUGCUGCAGCUCAUUCUGCGCUCGAUCAUCACACAGCAGAGCAUCUGUUGGUGAAGAUGAUUCCUCCUGGAGACUGUCUGUACGCGGGGAGGAAGAGGAGGAAACCCGUCCAGAAACAAAAACCAGCAGCAGUGACGGAGAAGUCGAACCCGUCGAAGCGGCACCGUGAGCGUCUGAACGCUGAGCUGGAGCGACUCGCCGGACUGCUGCCCUUCUCCCCUGAGAUCAUCUCCAAACUGGACAAACUGUCCGUCCUGCGUCUGAGCGUCAGCUACCUGCGGGUCAAGAGCUUCUUCAGCACUGCUCACGAGAAACACAUGAACGGGAAAGAGAGCGACACGACGGCCAGCAGUGCCCCUGAGAGCCAUCUGCUGCUAGAGUCUUUAGCAGGUUUUGCGCUGGUGGUCAGCAGUGAUGGGAUGGUCUUCUACGCCUCCUCCACCAUAGUGGACUACCUGGGCUUCCACCAGGUGAGCAUCACUGACCAACACACACACACACACACACGCAGAAACACACACACACACACACUAAAAACCGUGCAUUUACCGGAGCGCUGUGAUUCCAUCGAGCUGAGCAUGUCUUAA
This is a messenger RNA of Carassius gibelio (silver crucian carp), 691 nucleotides long. RefSeq names its product aryl hydrocarbon receptor repressor-like. Gene Ontology annotation, cellular component: aryl hydrocarbon receptor complex; nucleus. The transcript is spliced from 6 exons. Gene Ontology annotation, biological process: regulation of transcription by RNA polymerase II. The coding region runs from base 161 to 691 and encodes 176 amino acids. Gene Ontology annotation, molecular function: protein dimerization activity; nuclear receptor activity; transcription cis-regulatory region binding. The record is from RefSeq and is a predicted model, not a curated record. NCBI's taxonomy places the organism in Eukaryota, Metazoa, Chordata, Actinopteri, Cypriniformes, Cyprinidae.